AUGAGUGAUUAUAGACAAGAGGUAGAGAAAAAAUUAUCAAAAAGGAGUCAAAGCAACGAAGUUUCUAUGAUUGUUCAAGAUAUAUUAAACUAAAAUAACUAAAAUAAUAAUACAUAAAUAUCAUAUCAUUUAUAAACUGGACCAUUAUCUGCAAAUACUACUUUUAAUUAAUAGAACAUAUUGAAUUCUACUUUUAAUAGGAGAAAGGAAUCAGCUAGGGCUUCCUACACAAAUAUUAUGGACAGAAGCUGGAUAGGUAAAUAAGAUAAAGAUGGGAUUCUUAUUUACUGCAAUGAGCUUAAUAGAUAGAUAGAGUAGAAAAAUCAAGAACUAAAUAAAGCAUAUAAAGAGUGCAGUAUAUAUAAAGUAGCUGUAGAAUAAAAGAUAUAAGAAUGUUUGAGAGAUGGAUCUAAUCCCCUUAAUCCUGUAGUUGAACUUCUCUAAAAGGAAAGAAAUGAUUUAAAAUCAGAAAUAAUUGAAUUAAGUGCUAGCGAAAAUUUUUUAAAAGACGAAAUAUCCAGGUUGGAGCAAGAAGGGAACCAAAAAGAAAAAAUUUUGAGAGAAUAUGAAGCCUUUCUUGAAUCAAAAGACAAGACUAUUUUAGAAUUAAAGGAUAAGUUUGAGUUGGAUUAAAAAAAGAACGAACAACUCAAUCAUGAGAUAAUUAACUUUUAAGAAGUUUAUGAUUCUAAAGAGAAGCUGUAGGCUUAGUUAGAAAAUAGAAUUUAUGUACUUGAAUAAGAAAACAUGGAACUUAGGGCCAGACUAGAGAAUACAGAAAUGGAGUACAAAGGAUAUCUAGGUUAAUUUGAAGGAGAAAAGACUAAAAUAUUAGAAGAAAACUAAAGAUUUAACAAUUUAAAAGAUAAUUUAAGUGAAACUUUUUCCGUUAUUGGACAAUUCAUAAAUGAUUUUUCUAAAGUCACUAAGCUAAAAAAUGUGCAAUCAAUCACAGUUGAUUCCUUUCAUAAAAUGAUAUCUUAAUUUGAUUUUAAUGUUUAAACCCAAGAAGUUGAGUCUAUAGAUUUUCUUUAAAAGUGGAUUGUUAGUCUUUUUGAAUAAGUUGAAUUUUAAACAAAUAUGAUACUAAAACUUGAGGAAGAAGCAGAAGCAAAUAAUGACAGAAUUAAAGAUCUGUAAAAAGAUUUAUACGAAUCUGUAAAUAUUGGUAGAAUUUUUAAAGAGAAAGAAAUUAAACUGCUAAAAGAAAUAGAAAUGAUAAAAAGGAAUUAUGAAGAAGAUAGAGGAUAAAUUUAAAACAAUCUUCAAAAAGAAAACUAAUUUAUAAUAGAAAACGAAUAAACAAAAAAUGAAAUUAGAAAUCUUACAGAGUAGCUUCAAACAGCUCAUGAAUAGGUACAAAAUUUACACGAAGAAAUGGAAACAAGUUAGUAGCUCCAUCAGGCUAAAGAAUAGUAAGAGAAAAUAUUGAAAGAGACAAUUGAUGAGCUUUAAAACGAAAGUGAAAGAAUGAAAAACUAAAAAGAAAUAUUUUAAAAUGCUUUAUUUAAAUUAUGCCAUAUCUUGCCUCAUGUAGAGUUAGAACAGUUAAUCAAAGAUUUUAUAUAAAAUAGUGAGUAAUUGUAUUUAGCUUAAAUUGAGCAAGAAUAAUAAGAAUUAUAAUUCCAAGAAAAUGAUGAGGAUUUGAAAAAAUCUGUGAAAGAAGACACUUUGAAUUCAAGAUAAAUUAUUUCAAAAAGAAAAGUUGUAGAACAAGUUAGAGAAAAUUUGAAAAACGUUGUCUCUAAAUGUAGAAAAUUGAGAGAAAGAGAAUCAUAUAUUCUUAAUGAGAUUGAUAAAAUAUCCUAAUUAGAAAAAUAGAGAAUUGAAAAAUCAUUGACAAUAGAAAGAGAGUUUUAUAAAAUGAAAAGCUUGAUGUAAUAUGAAUAAAAAAGAAAUGAAGCCUUAAUGAGAUAAGCUGAUCAAUCUCCUAACACUAUUUUGCUUAAAAAUAGCAAUAUUUAUUAACAAUCUCCUAAUUAUAGUGAUAUUUAAAGCUAAAGAAACUAAUUUUUAAGCAGUAAUGAUUUAGAUUAUCAAAAAUAAUCUGAAUUUAAUAACAAAGAAAACGAAAGAGACUAAAAUAUCAAAUUAAAGACUGAAGAUGAUCAAUAAAGUUAACAAAUAUACAAUUAAAUAGAUAGAUUAGAUGCAUAAUCUAUUAGAAACAAAAUAGCAAAGCAGCAGUCUCUAUCUAGAUAGAUAAGUGCUUCAAUGCUUGAUGUAAAUAAGGAUAAAAUAAUUAAUAAUCUUUUAAGUUCAAAUAUUUCACUGAGAAAUAAUGUAACAACCUUAAAAAAUUCAUCAUCUCUCAACAAUCUUAACUUGAAUUAUGGUAAAAAGACAUCAAUAGACAUUCAAUAUAGCAUGCUUGGAAGUCAAGAUAAAAAUGCUAUGCUUCGUAUGAAAUUAGAAGACAAGCUAAUGAACUCUAAAAGAAAUUUGGGUUUAACUUAUAAAUAAAAUUAAUUAUGA
Molecule: messenger RNA, 2475 nt
Organism: Tetrahymena thermophila SB210
Lineage: Eukaryota; Ciliophora; Oligohymenophorea; Hymenostomatida; Tetrahymenidae
Exons: 9
Source: RefSeq, a predicted model, not a curated record